Messenger RNA from Aspergillus nidulans FGSC A4, 1568 nucleotides. RefSeq names its product CCDC47 family protein. Gene Ontology annotation, molecular function: calcium ion binding. Gene Ontology annotation, biological process: endoplasmic reticulum calcium ion homeostasis; protein folding. Lineage: Eukaryota; Fungi; Ascomycota; Eurotiomycetes; Eurotiales; Aspergillaceae. The record is from RefSeq and is a predicted model, not a curated record. Gene Ontology annotation, cellular component: endoplasmic reticulum; membrane. Bases 58 to 1368 code for a protein of 436 amino acids. The transcript is spliced from 3 exons.
CUCGAUUGCCUCCGUCCGGGCCUACUUCUCUCCCUCCGCCUUUUACUUCCUUUUGCAAUGGCGGGAGUUUUCAAGAACGUUUUUGGCGGCGCCCAGCCUUCCAAUUCGGCCGCGCUAGAGGAUGGGGAUUUCGCCGACUUCGUUGAGGCGCCUGAACCGUCCCCUGCUCCUAUUUUAAACACCCAAUCGGCACCUUCUCUAGGCCAGAACGGGGUCGAACCGGUUGUGUAUACGAAAUGGUACCGUGUUUGGGAGCGCACAUCCCCAAAAGACUUCAUGCAGGAGGCAAUGGUCAUGCCGAUUAUCCUCUUGAUCAUCAUAUUCCAUUUCUGGGGUACUCGUAAGAACAGACGGCGAGCGACUGAGUGGGCCGCGGCCCAUGCCAGCGCUCUCCGAGACGAGUUCGCGGUUGUUGGUUUUGAUGGUAUUCAGAAAUCCGAAGAGUCUAUUUCUGUGGACGUGACGGCCCCCAACUCGAUCCUGAAGGAGAAGUCCCCGCAGGAGUUCUCUACCUACGCGACUGGCCGUCAGAACGUCGCAUUCCUUGACGUUGCGAUCAGACUACCUAAGCGCGCUAACCCGGUGACUUACUGGAUGGACCAGGUUUUUGCUUUCUUCUUUGAUAGCUGGCCAUCUCCCGAAGAAACCUUUGAGGCUACCGCUUACACCUUUGAUGGCAAGGAGAAAGAUUUGAUUCCAGUCCUGGGCAAGGAUACCUCUUCUCUCAAAGUCAACAACACAAGUUAUGAUGGAUUUAUCUUUGCGAUUGUUCACAAGAACCACAUGCGUAACUUCCGCAAUGAUAGAUACGAUGCGUCCAUGACCUUCACCCGGGACCAUGCGAAGCUGCCCCAGUGGGUAACUGUUAUGACUGAGAACGCCGAAAUCACCGAGACCCUCCUUACCCCAGAGCUCAUCCAGGCUGUGGAACAAGCAGGAAAAAACUUCAAGUAUUUGAUUGUUUCCGACCAGCCUGUUGAUAAGCCCACCAAAAUUGAGGAAACCGCUCCCCGCAAGCGUGUUCAGCUUGCCGGAUAUCUUGCGCCUUCCGCUUCCGGUUAUGCCUCUACUCUGCCAUUGUUCAACCAAUUCCUGCGCUUCCCCGACAGACUCGUUAGCCAUGCUCACUUCCGCCCCGAGGUGAUGCGAAAGAUCCGGAACGUGCGUGAGGAGGAGAUCAAGAAGCUGCGACGCUUGGACGAGCAGGAGAAGGCGGAAGAGCGCAGGUUGGCAGCUGAGAAAAUCAAGAAGGAGGAGCGGGAACGGACUCUUCGUGGCAUGAAUGCCGAAGAGCAGCGGAAAUACCUCGAGCGUGAGCAGCAGAAAGAGCAGAGACGUUCCAUGAAGAGGUACACCAAGCGCGCAUAGAUGUGGCAUGGCUACCAACAGAGCAGCGGGAUGAAUAACCUGGGGAAAAGUGCUCUGAUUUAGAUACUGUUUAUACCUUCAUGUAUAAUGUAUUGAUAUGGUCUUUGGAAGAUGAAGGAAAGCUAGGCGAAGGAGCAAGUUCAAUCGUGGCCGUGAAGCCAACAAGCAUUUUACUAUAAAUCUAAUUUACAUCUACCGGC